Messenger RNA from Adineta ricciae, 237 nucleotides. Lineage: Eukaryota; Metazoa; Rotifera; Eurotatoria; Adinetida; Adinetidae. The record is from the annotation of a GenBank genome assembly.
AUGGAAUCCAAGGAAUCCAUGGAACCCAAGGAACUCAAGGAAUCCAUGGAACUCAAGGAAUCCAUGGAACCCAAGGAACUCAAAGAACCCAAGGAAUCCACGGGAUCCAAGGAACUCGACGAAUCCAAGGAAGUCAAGAAAUCCACGGGAUCCAAGGAACUCGAAGAAUCCAAGGGAUGCAUGGGAUGGGUGAAUACGACAGAACGACAAGUGUUUCAAAAAUUAGAACGAAGGUGA